AUGGAGCUCCCGCCGAUGAGCCUAAGGGCAAUUAGGUCAUUUCUCCCCCAUGCCAUCAUUUUCUCUUCCAUAUACGUUCCAUGGUUGUUGGGAUCUGCUGCUAACUUCUCCAACGAAACAGAUCAUCUUGCUUUGGUCCACUUCAAACAUCUGAUAACUGACGAUCCUCUCAAUUCCUUGAGCUCCUGGAACCAUACUCUCCACUUCUGCCACUGCUUCCACGGUGCGGUUCCCGAAGAGAUUGGCCGUUUGUUCCGCUUGCGGUAUCUUAGUCUGGUCAAUAACACAUUCACCAGAGAAAUUCCAGCAAAUCUGACCCACUGUUUGGAACUCCAAGUCCUUAAUCUUUACGGGAAUCAGCUUGUAGGGAGGAUUCCAACUGAGCUAGGCUCUCUAUCCAAGCUCACCAAAUUGAACCUUGGUUACAACAGUCUUACAGGAUGCAUCCUACCUUCACUUGGAAACCUUUCGUCUCUCAGUUAUCUUUAUCUUUCAAUUAACAAUCUCGAGGGCAGCAUCCCAAGUGAGCUCAGCCAGCUGGUAAGCUUAGAGUUGCUUGCAAUUUAUUCUAGUAACCUGUCAGGUAGGAUUCCUCCCUCGCUAUACAAUCUUUUAUCCAUUACCAUUUUGGACGUGGGAUAUAACAGAUUGAAUGGAAAUCUUCCAUCCAACUUAGUCCUCACUCUCCCUAAUCUCCAAGAACUCUAUGUUGGAGGAAACCAAUUCACAGGACCCAUACCAGUUUCAUUACCCAACGCUUCACGACUUGUAAUUCUUUCGUUUGAGGACAAUAGUUUUACUGGAUCCAUGCCUAUGAAUCUUGGAAGCCUCAAGAGUCUCACUAAGGUAUUUUUGGGCUACAAUGAACUUGGAACUGGGAAAGCUCAUGACUUGAGUUUUCUCGUUUCAUUGACCAAUUGUAGUAGCUUACAAGCACUGUACAUGGACGCUAACUGUCUCAGCGGUGCGUUGCCUGACUCCAUAGCUAAUCUUACUACCCAAAUGACGUGGCUAACACUUGAAGGUAACAGGAUAUUCGGAAGCAUCCCAUCUGGGAUUCAGAACCUUUUCAGCUUAACAAGGUUGCGUAUGCAAUAUAACUUUUUAACGGGUGCCAUUCCCAUUGGUGUUGGGAAGCUUAACAAAAUGGAGGUACUUUUCUUCGGUAGAAAUGAAUUAUCUGGAAAUAUUCCAUCUUCCAUGCAAAACAUGUCCCGGUUGUAUUUACUUGCUUUAGAGGGAAAUAGUCUAACAGGGAGUGUACCUUCAAGUCUUGGAAAUUGUACAUACAUGCAGUUCUUGUACCUCUUUGAUAAUAAUCUUAGUGGUGGCUUACCCAAACAACUUUUCAGCUUUCCCUCUUUAAUUGAAAUCUUUGUUGGAAACAACUCGUUUAGCAUUGAUCUGCCAUUGGAAGCCGGAUACCUGAAAGCUCUCCAGAAUUUGAAUGUUUCUAAUAACAAAUUGUCAGGCGAAAUUCCCAGCUGGCUAGGUAGCUGUCUAAGCCUAGAGUAUCUUGGGUUGGAAGGGAACUUCUUUCAAGGGUCAAUUCCUUCUACAUUUAGUACUCUAAGAGGCCUUGGAUCCCUGGAUCUUUCAGGCAACAACUUGUCUGAAAAGAUUCCAAAAUACCUGGAGAACCUUUCUGCUUUGGAAUACCUAAAUCUAUCUUUCAAUGAUUUCGAGGGCGAAUUACCAAAUCAAGGGGUCUUUAGAAAUGCCAGUGAAGUUUGGGUACUCGGAAAUAGUAAGCUUUGUGGGGGUAUUGAAGAAUUGAAAUUGCCAGCGUGCUCUAGCCAAGCUUCCAAGAAAUUGGGAUGUCUCUUGCUUCAAAAGUAA
Messenger RNA from Magnolia sinica, 1839 nucleotides. RefSeq names its product probable LRR receptor-like serine/threonine-protein kinase At3g47570. The coding region runs from base 1 to 1839 and encodes 612 amino acids. The transcript has 2 exons. The record is from RefSeq and is a predicted model, not a curated record. NCBI's taxonomy places the organism in Eukaryota, Viridiplantae, Streptophyta, Magnoliopsida, Magnoliales, Magnoliaceae. Gene Ontology annotation, molecular function: protein binding.